AUGAUUACAAAGAAAGAAUGUUUACAACGAUACAACUUUCCGAAAUUAGAAAUACGAAUAAGACUUGCUAUAAAUGGAAAGUACAAAUGUGCAGGGCAUUACAGUACGAGAGUUGGGGCUGGAUCAUGGAAGGUCUAUAAGUUUGUCGAGGAGCACAACCAUGAUCUUGUUGAACGUCCUGAUAAGCAUUUUCUUCCAAUUGAACGACACCUCACUCAGCUCCAAAAGCAUGUUAUACACAGCAUGUCUAAGUUGAAUUUGGGUCCAGUCAACGCGUUUAAUGUUAUGAAGACUUGUUUUGGCGGUUUUGAAGACGUGGGUGCAAGUAAAGUUGAUGUUAAGAACUACAAGAGACAAAUUAACUUGUUUAUAGGGGAAUACGACGCUGAUAUGGUUGUGAGACAUUUGGAUGAAAAAAAACAUUCCCAGCCUAAUUUCUCGUACGAUUACUUCAUAAACAAAGACUAUCAUUUGAAGGGAUUUUUUUGGUGUGAUGAUUAA
Helianthus annuus (common sunflower) is the source of this 501-nucleotide messenger RNA. RefSeq names its product protein FAR1-RELATED SEQUENCE 5-like. The record is from RefSeq and is a predicted model, not a curated record. Lineage: Eukaryota; Viridiplantae; Streptophyta; Magnoliopsida; Asterales; Asteraceae. The transcript has 2 exons. Bases 1 to 501 code for a protein of 166 amino acids.